Biomphalaria glabrata is the source of this 1443-nucleotide messenger RNA. RefSeq lists its product as uncharacterized. Gene Ontology annotation, molecular function: actin filament binding. Gene Ontology annotation, cellular component: plasma membrane; actin cytoskeleton. Gene Ontology annotation, biological process: actin filament bundle assembly. The transcript has 3 exons. The record is from RefSeq and is a predicted model, not a curated record. The coding region runs from base 147 to 377 and encodes 76 amino acids. Lineage: Eukaryota; Metazoa; Mollusca; Gastropoda; Planorbidae.
UACUGAUACUAAAAAAAAAAAAAUUGCUGUUAUCCUCAGUUGUCUGCUGCCAAUACUAAUUAUACAAUAUAUACUUAGUGUGGAAACAAGGUUUUUUUUCUUUUCUUUCUUUGUAAAUUACAUAAUAAAUCGAUAACCUUUUCAAGAUGCCACCAAAAUUCGGAGGCGGUGACAAGUGUGGAAUCUGUUCCAAGACAGUGUAUGCCCAGGAGAAGAUAGAGGCUGGGGGUGUUCCUUUCCAUAAACAGUGUUUUAAAUGUUCACAUUGCAAGAUGUCACUCAACUUACAAAACUACGCCCAAGCAGAGAAAGUCUUGUACUGCAAGAAUCAUUACCAGUCUGAAGUAGUAGCCAAGAAUUCCCAGAUUGUCUCCUGAUUUGAGUGCUGUCCAUCUUCUAGUCUACAGGGAACACGAGAUGUACUUUAGUGAUGUUUAUAGACAUAUCUAGCCUUUUGUGUAUACAAUGUUUUGUUUCUAGUUUGGUUACACUUUUAUUCCAUGAAUGUAAUUCAUUUUUUGAUGUCGCACCAUAGCCAUGUUAGCACAGAUGCUGUAUUCUAUUAGUCUAGUUGUUUCACUUAAAAAAACUGUGACAAAAUAUACAGUUGCAAACACUCCACUCAUCAUGAAUCUUUGAAAUCGAAGAAAUUGCAAUUAUUAUUAAUAAUUUAGUGCCUUAUUGACUACAUAAUAAUUCUGUUAAUUAUGACAUAUUCUAAAUACAAGAUAGAAAUGAAAAGCACACCCAAAAUAGACUUACCACUCUACUAGAUAACAUCUGACUAUUACUAUACAGCAAUAAUAGUGUGUGCCUUAAAUUUGAUCUUGUAGUUGUUUAGUGACAUAGAGUGUUGAUAUUGUGUGCAUUCAUUUGCUAGUUUAUUCAAAUAAUUUUGUACCUAGGGUAUUUUUGUAUGUCUAUGAAUGGCUAACUAGAUUCCUUUAUUUUGGUAGCAAAUACAAGACAUAAAAUCAUUAUCAUUCUUUUAAAGAAGGAAAGAUAAAUUCAGCUCUUUUAAAAGAUUUUUUUUGUAGAAAAAAUGUAUCAGUAUUUAAACAAAAAAGAAGAAUUGACGUAGCUGUAUCUGAGGCAUGAGGCAACAUUACAAGACAUGCUCUUGGUUUCAGUUUUGUUGAAUUGUAAAUAAUUUCAAACAUGGUGCUAACUAGAGAUUUACUUUAGACUAGUUACGGUCCUCUAGUGUUAAUGUUCAGCUAAGCUUCAACAGUCUGGACACUAAUAUCAUCUGUCAUUUUAGUUGUUUUUUUAUACUUUUAAUUAUUUUUAAAAAUAUUUUUUAUUAUUUUUGUACUGUUUUCUUCUUGUUACUUUUUUUUUUCCACCACAGUUAGGACUGAUGCACUUUUUAAAAAAGUUCUAUAACACACAUACAGUCCCUUUUUGAUUUGAACCAAUAAAAUGUAAUUUAUUCAACAUUAA